Messenger RNA from Spodoptera litura, 1276 nucleotides. It is a transcript of the gene Chrac-16, whose product is annotated as chromatin accessibility complex protein 1. Gene Ontology annotation, biological process: chromatin remodeling; DNA-templated DNA replication. Gene Ontology annotation, cellular component: CHRAC; nucleus. The record is from RefSeq and is a predicted model, not a curated record. Lineage: Eukaryota; Metazoa; Arthropoda; Insecta; Lepidoptera; Noctuidae. Gene Ontology annotation, molecular function: protein heterodimerization activity.
GCAAGACCGUAGACGAGUGCUAUCAAUGCGACAAUUGACUUUGACAUUAAAAAAUAUUUGGAACGCCGGUCCGAACAUUCGUAUUAUUCGCAAUAGUCGUACAAUAAUUUAAAGAAAAUGACGACUCCUAAAUCUGAGAAAGACUUGCAUUUACCACUAUCCAGAGUGAAAACUAUAAUGAAAAGUUCACCGGACGUCGAAGCAGUAGGUGCUGAACCGUUGUAUUUAGUUACGAAAGUUACCGAGUUAUUUGUAACAGAUCUAGCGAAACGGGCUUUCAAAAACAGUAAAAAUACUUUCUUAGAAUAUAAGCACAUAGCCGAGGUUGUGCAGGAAGAUGAUACAUUAGACUUUCUACGUGAAAUUAUGCCCAGGAAGAUAACUGUGAGGCAGUUUAAAGAAAUUAUGGCUAAAAAGGCGACAAAGAAUGGGAACUCUGAUGAUUCUAGCGAGGAAUCAAGUGAAGAAGAAAGUACUGAAGAAAGCUCUAGUAACAAUGAACAAGACUGACAUAGUGUAGGAUAAUUGAUUUAAGUAUUAUUAGCAUAAUAUUACAACUGAUGACUCCACAAAGAAAAUAAUUUUGUCUGUGUAGACUGUGACUUUAUUAAUAUGCUCUAAUUAACACAGACACACAAUACAAGAAUUAAAAAUGGUUGACUGUAUUACUACACUGAAUUCUGUUCUGGAUGAUGCUGGCAUCUAUCCUGUAAUGGGUAGUAGAAUAAAAUGAAAUUGAUCUGACAUACAAAAUUAUGCUUUAAACUGUCAAACACCGCUAGGGCACCGGUGACCGCAACCUAUUCUUUAAUUGUGUCUAUAAUGACGGUACUCAACGAGUUAAUAUGUUCAAACUGAACAAAAUUCACACUGAUGACACUGAAAUAAAAUAUAGAUAAAUGUGUGAUAAUUUUAUUACUGGUAUGAAUAGACUUUUCAGAAAUGAAAUAAAUGACAUACAUUGAGACUUUGAUAAUAUACGAGUUUGAAAACAUGAAAAAUAUAUUAAUAUAAACCUAUUAUUUAUUGUAUAAGUUCAUCAUUUCAAGUAAAUAUGCUUACAAUUGAAUACACAUGAUGUUUGAAAUGAAAUGUUUUUGCUAAAUUUUGAGUUAAAGUCGUAGUGUGCAAAUAAUAACUGUCUGGUGUCUAUAUAAUACUAUGGUAAAUGUUAUUGUGGUUAAAGGACAUGGCAUGUUAGCCGAAGUCGGCUCUAAAUGUUAUUUUGAUAAAUGAAUAUUGUUGUAAAAUGUGUUGAAUAAAUUUAGUACUUGAG